Blastomyces gilchristii SLH14081 is the source of this 5083-nucleotide messenger RNA. RefSeq lists its product as uncharacterized. Bases 3788 to 4096 code for a protein of 102 amino acids. Lineage: Eukaryota; Fungi; Ascomycota; Eurotiomycetes; Onygenales; Ajellomycetaceae. The record is from RefSeq and is a predicted model, not a curated record. The transcript is spliced from 6 exons.
UAGAUUAUAUAAUCUGGUGCCCCACUCCACGUGAUUGAAAUCAACUUCCAAGGUUCCUACUUGUUGCUUCGACCUCAAUGCCCUCCCUUCCUUCACAUUGUUAACCUUGAACUAAUCGUUAUUAUUAUGUUUUGCUAUGUCCCAUUAACUGACUCAUCUCUUCUUAGGACUCUUUAAUUGAAUCAAAUGACAACAUACGUAUACGCACAAUCCUGCUGCCGUAUCUGAUCUCGAGUAGUCAAGAACUUCACUGCGAUUGAGGCUAAAAUCCUCAUUCGUUUUCAAAAUGCGAACUUCGUUCAGGAAAUCUUUGGGAAAAUUAUUUUGGUCUUCCCAGACUAAAUCAACUUAACGCCGCAUGAUUGCCCACCAGGUGUUCAUGUUUAACUGUCAAACUUAUAUGAAAAUGAAAAUAAUUCUGGCUGUCCCCACACGCCAAACAAAAUUGGAUCCAAUAUGUAAAUGAAAUAUUGGAUCUAAAAUGAUGUGGUUGAGCAUUUCUCACCUACAUGCAUUCAUUGCACUCGGAUCCAUCUCCGCUUGCAAAACAAACCCCGAAUUCUAUAAAAUAUUGAAUAGGGGCAUAAAUCACAUGAAUUAUACAUUUCCAAGGUUCAUAUAUGUGUAAUUCAUGUGAUAUAUACCAACUCCUCACCUCGCAACUCAUACAUGGGUUGCAAGCGUCUAAAAAGCAAAAACAAAAAUUCUAAAUUCUUUCAACGAUUUCCGUACGAAAUGAAACUCCAAAAAAAAACCAUACAUAUAACUAACCCUACGGCCGUCCUUUACGUUUUGGCGGCUGGCUAUGUAUGGCGCAUCAAUGCUACUUAACUACCUUGUAGGUUUAUUAGGCCUUUUUUUUUUUUUUUUCUCUUCUUUAUCUUUGCUCUUUCCCUAUGUUAUCCACUGCCUCUCCAUCAUUUUUAGCCGUGUGAGCGAGCUAUCAAAUCAGUCACUUCCAAUUUAUUCAUUUCAAUUCAAUUCUUACACACCCACCUCAAUGAUAAAUUAUCUCCGUGCGAUUCCCCCUUUACCUCCCACGAGAAGCAAACUUCCAAACCACAAAACGAUAACAGUAUGCGUGAAGCAUGCAUGAAAGGAAGAAGCGAAUCAACCCCUCAGCAUGGUGCGUGAUAUAUCUCCCUUUCCCCCUUAAACCUUACGUGCCCCCGACCAGCGACACUUCACAUUACUUCAACCGCCAAGUCUCUCCCAACCUUUCGAUCUCAACCGCGCGCUUCUCAUCUAGCGACACUCUUCCGGCCUCCAAAAUUGCAGUGGUGGCGAUCGUGUUCUUAAGGGUAGGUAGCCCACGUUUAUCGAGCUCAUCCAGAGUCACCCGACCGUCGUUCAACGCGCUUACGGCAUCUACAAACUUCUCAAAACUGAUAUAACCGUAACCUGUCUGACCGCCGAAGUUGCCUUCUUCGUCCGGUGCAUAGCGCAUGUAGAAUCUGUGAAAAGAGAAAAUAAUCCAUUGAGUUUGUGGGUCUGAACGAUUAUUUCUUUUUAAUUUCUUUUCGCAGCUUCUUCCUUGCCUGAUGAGGUUGGGUGGAGCGUUGCGGGAUUUUUUCAAAAAAUAUUAUUAUUGAUUGGAUGUUUUUGAGAUGGGGUGUGCCGUGGGGGCGGAGUAGGACAUUGUGGAACUUACGGAUUUACCCAGGCGACAUUACCCUGGCUAUCGUCUGUCACAUCAUAACCACGCUUGGCUUGAUCGAUUCGAAUCUCGCCUUUCGAGCCCAUCCCUAAAAUUUUCGGAUUUAUGUUAGUUCCAAUUGGUCACAAAGGCUUUCCCUGCCGAAUGCGGUGAAAUAAAGGCCUUCUGUGGCGCCGUCCAGCUCGCCGUAUAAACUCCCGUGGCAAUCUUGUCCGGCUCACCGUUCUUGUUCCAUUCGACUAAGAGUGUGAUCGUGUCCUCUGUCUCAGGCACACAGCCCAGUGCCACCGCGGCACCUUUCGAUGCCAUCGCCGUCACCUUCACCGGCGAAUACUCCGGCACCAUACUCUCGCAGAUAUCCACAUGGUGAGAGUUCAAGUAAUACGAGAUGUCGCUAUCGCGGCCCGCCCAGGCCUUGAACGUCUCCAGCUGACUCUUCGGCUGGCUCAUGUAGCUGUAGAAGUAGUUGAAGUCACCUAGGGUGCGUGCCUUGGCGCGUGCGUCAGAGUAAGCUGGAUCGAAGCGCUUGUGGUGCUCCACGAAGACGAAGACGCCGUGCUUGCGCGAUUCCUCGAGGAGGUGGAGGUGGUCUUUCAACAGUUUUGUGGCGGGUUUGGUAAUCAAGACGUGGAUCUUGCGCUGGAUGGCAUAUAGAGCGAUGGGAUAAUGGGUGGUGUCUGGGGUGAAGAUGAUGACUGCAGACCCGGGGGGCAGGUCAUCUAUGGCGGCCUUGUAGGCUUCUGGAUCCACUUGGUCGUCUGCGGGAAAGGAUUUAAAAGAAACGUCUAGGUUGUUAUAGACCUGCGAGAUGUUUUUUUGGAGGUGCUGUUCUGUUCCACAAUGUUUUAUUAGGAUGUGACUGGCGAUGUACGACGUCAAUCAUACCUAGACCAUCACCUGGACUAGAUGUAGAAGCGGCUCAUUCAAUCCGUAUGGAAAGUAGACUCACUAAUUGCAGGGAACUUGGACCCGGAGACGCCCACCAUGCUCAAGCUACCGACUUUACCUCUCCUGCGCAAAUCGAAGAGGGUCAAGCCCACGACGCCAACUUUUUUGUCUGAACCUGAUUCGCAUCCGCCUACGAAGCCAGUGGUAUAUUCUCCGGUUCCCACCUGCGAUAGGAUACAUAGUUAGAAAUAUUUUGCUUGAUCAACCGUCAUAUUCGAAAGAUCAGCCUCACCAUCAGAACACUUGGAGGGGCCAUAUUUGCUCUUGUCGGGUGUGUAUGCAUGUAGAUCGCAGGAUUUUUCAAUGAACAGGUAGCAAUUGUAGCAAUGAGGUAUGGAGUUAGGGAGUGGGAGAAGGAGAACAAGGAGAAAGAGCAAAGCAAAUAGGAGGGGCUAUAUAGCCAGUCAUAUGCAGGUAAAGACAGCGGAAUAUAGCGAAAAGUCCCGCACAGAACCGCGUCGCGGGUAAAACUAUAUAUGGGAUAAAACAAGCAAGCAACAGCAGCACAAAGGAUAUGCCAACAGCGGCCAACUUCUGCAAAAUCUGUAUCUUAUAUUCUUGCUUUCCGUUCCUUGCGCUGUACAUACAAGCUGACAGAUCUGUAAGGUUUAGCCCUACCGGACAUUUACCCCUCUUACAUCAUAACCCAUGAAAUACGGAGUACUUCCAUCCAUGAUCUCCCGCUAACUACCAAGGUGGUUGGUUUAUUGGUGAAACUGCCCCAAAGAAUAAUUGUCGACCGGUUUAAGCCAUGAUGAAACUUAAAACAAAGUCAACAUAACCCCUUUAGGUAGCACAAUGAAGCGGUUGGAAGCUACCUGGCUUUCUUAAACCGCCUUGAGCUUUUAGCCGGAUUGAUUGCCAACUCCACCGAGGCGAUACAGAGCUGGGAUAGUCUUUCUUGUUGCAGUACAGAAAAAAUAUAUGCAUCCCUUAGUUCUCAUGCAAAGGUGCGCUAGACCUGCAAAUGCCCCGCUUAAGAUUUAGGUCGAGAAUGGGAGAAGCAAUGCGCCUAUAUGCUUGCCUCGGAAUGAGCGUCAGAUGAGUGUUUGGACGACAUAACGGUUUCGUGCGAUCGUCCAGCUUUGCAAUGUUGGAUGCAGGGCAAUUUUAGACAUAAACAUCCUUGGAAGGCUCAAAGGGCAACUUUUACCUGGUCAUGUGUAAUGGAGGACCUGUCAGAUGGAAGCUCAAAAACCAAAAUCUACUCGACGACAUUCAGUAGAUUCUACCCUCCCAGUCAACCGCGGAAUGCUCAAAGCUCUCUCUACCUCCAACAUUCGCCUUCUGAGAUUAGCACCUCCUGUCAAACUAAACCAGGGCUACCUGCAAGGAUAUCUGUCCCGCAAUGAACCAACCAAUAUCAUAGUCCAGAAGCCAACUUCACUGAAGCAGGCCUGCGGCAAACUACCCAGCUACACCCGAACAAUCUCCAGCAAACAUGGCGUAACAGCAAAGCUCUCAACCCCUGCACGUCAACGACAUUUCUGAACCGGGGACACACUGAACCCAGCAUCUGCGAGUAUGUUGCAAGAAGCUAACCAUGCCGCUGUGACGUGUUGGAGAAUUUCUCACGCUUCAUGCACCGAACACCUGACCCGACGCUUCUUGUGAAACUUGAAUCAACAGGUGCGAGCCAGCCAGAGACCGCGGAUGGCUCUGUGCAUGUUGGAACGGUGCUUGGGAUGAACCGGGCCUUACGCAUCCAUGUCCUGUGUAGAAGAUGGGAGUUGCGGGCGUGGCGGUUGCAUAGGGGUUGGAGGUGUGGAGGAGGUCGAGCCGAGCCACAUGUCCUGCUAGCAAUAUGAGGAGUCGCAGCAUACAGGACUAAGGAGCUUCCGCCUAGACUGCUGUCAUAGUGAAGAGAAUGGUUCGAGUCGGCGACAAAAGUCUAACUAUAUCCAACACCACUAACUUGAGCUAAUAGCACAGAUACUGAUCGGGCUUGGACCUUAUUCGGUCACAUAUACUCCGUAGAGGUGUUACAAUAAACUUGAUUUUUAAGAAACCACUCACGCAAGAAUUAGAUCAAAAGACGCAGUCAACGACUUGCAGGUGUGUGAUGGUUAUUUCGCUGGACGAUAUAUUGGAUAAUUGCCUGCUACUUACUUGGGGAGAUCUUGGUUGAUUGAUAUGGCAGUUUUCGCUUGAAGAGGAGGAGGGUGCUCUUAGUUUUUUGAGGAUUUUUUAUAGAUGAUACGAAGUAUUUCCGGUUGGCUACGAGAUAUGGAUGACGACGGUCCAAGGGUUCGAUAUCGAUAUGACUACUGAGUGCAUUUACAUAAAAGCGCAUGAACAAACAGAUCUCUCCAGCCUCUCCCGCCCAUGCAUCCCGGCCCCUCCCGCUCCUCCCGGUAAGAAGGGCCUGCAUUCUUCCGUUCCUAAAAUUCUCCUACACGAUAUAGAUGGAUGCGAGGUUUAAGUAAUAAUAUAUAUAUAUAAAAAAAAAAAAAGACAAAAUAAAUGUUGCGUCUCCUU